This is a messenger RNA of Maylandia zebra (zebra mbuna), 2745 nucleotides long. RefSeq names its product coiled-coil domain containing 191 (gene ccdc191). The record is from RefSeq and is a predicted model, not a curated record. Lineage: Eukaryota; Metazoa; Chordata; Actinopteri; Cichliformes; Cichlidae.
CACCAACGUGAUAACUGGGAUUACAUCAUAUUAAGGUGCAGUGCUGUAUCAGGUGAUUAUGGCAUUUCCAGGUCACAAUUCUGACCUGUUUAGGUGGAGAAGAGUUGGCUCGGCAAACAAGAUUCACGUAAAGAAAGGUGAUAUUGAUCAGUGGAAGAAGCGAGUGGAGAUGGCCUCAGAGUUUGCUGUGUCGGAAGUCUUCUCACACAAAAAACCUCAUUCAGGAAUCAGCAGCCUAGCUGUACCAUUGCAAAGCACUGAACAGCUGAGAGAUCAUGAUGAGGCUUACAGUGAAGCUCAGGCCCUUUUAGGUGACUGGCUGAGUAAUAAGCUGCGGCUGGAGUUGGAGUUGGAGGAUGAAGAUGACCUGAUGUGCUCUGCUGAGAGGACAGGCACAGCUGCAUCAGCUAGUGCUGUGCCUGCUGCUUUAAACUACAACAACUUUGAUGAACUCUAUAACUGCCUUGUCGAGGAAGAAGAGCAGUCAGCUGUCAAAGGCUUCCUACAAGACCUCAUGGAGCAGGAGCUGUUGGACUCCAGGAUGAUGGAGGAUUUGGCACUUGAUGCUCAUCAAACCAGAAAAAGAUUUAGAGACCCGAUCAUUACCAUGGAAGCCCGACACCAACAGGUGCGAGAAAACAGGGCCCAACGGGAGGCUGAGAGACAGAGGCAGCAGAGAGAGAGGGAUGUCCUACGAGCUGCCAGAGAGGAGGCGAAGAAGAGGGAACAAGAGGAGGAGAUGAGGAAAAGGCAGGAGAAACGCAGGCAGGAGGAGAUGGUUCAGCAGGAGAUGGUGAGGCUGAGGCGGCAGAUGGAAGAGAGGAGAGGCCUGGAACAGACUGUUCGACAGAGAGAGAGAGGAAGAGCAGAAGUGCAGAUCACAGCCAGAAACCUCCAUUCAGCUCCAACACCUCUCAUUAAACAACAGCAUGAGGACGCUAAGCGACUGUAUCAAGAACAAAUGAUUCAAAGAAAGGUUCACAUUAACAACCUUAAGUGUCUGCAAAGGCAUUUCUCUGGGUGGUAUUCAGUCGUGCUGGACCGAAGGCUACGUAUGGGUAAGGCCAAGGCUCUCUAUGACUGGAAGAGGCAGCUAAAAGCAUGGCGGGCGUGGCGAGCAGUGAUGUGGGCAGAACGAAAGCAGCACGAGGUGGCAAGAACAGAGGAAGCACUGCGAACCGAAAGCAGACAGUGCCAGCUGGCUGCUGAAAGUGACCGAAGGCGGUUGCUACGGCGAUGUCUGAAUGAGUGGCAGCUAUGGUGUCGGACGGAGAAGGAACAACGUGAGCUUUUGGCCCGGCAGCAGGAAAUCAAACAAAAGAUGGCUGCUCUAAUCAGUGCUGCAUCAGCAGGCAAACUCAAGGCCACAGAAAGUCUGGCUUAUCGGCCAAUAAUGGCCCCACCGGAGGCACCAAACCGGACCACAGAGAAGGAAGAUCGCUACAGCUCUGACACUUUAGCCCCCGAGACCUCUGCACUACCUCAGGAAAAGAACCCUAUGAUUACUGCAGCCCGGCCCUCUCAACCGUGGCAGGUGACCCGACGCCAUGCAGCACCCACAGCUGCUGAGCUCCACAGGGCAUGGCAGAAAGAGGAGGAGGGUGGUGCCUGCACCCGUUCGGUAUUGGUAUCACCAGGCAGCAGGUUUGAAAACAGACAUGCUGCCCAGAAGCAGAUCAUCGCACAACAGAGGAAGCUGCUGAAAGAGCAGCAAGAGCAAAUUACCCGGCUGAAGCAGGAGCAGAACAUGAGGGGCUUGAGGCUGGAAAUGGAGAGAGCUGCAAAAGUUACCCAGUCAACAAUGCUUGGAGGCUUGAGACCAAAGACUCGCAAUAUUGACACCAAGGUGGAGAGGGCACCGAGAGGGACUGGAGAACCUGACAGUCAGAGUGCACCUUCAAGCAAAGCUGUCACGCUGCAGACAUGCCCCCAUCCACUCACCACAGCCAUGGAGGCCCGAGCACGUCAGCGAGCAGAGCGAAGGAAGGAAAUUGAGGAACUCAAGAGGAAGAAAGAAGAAGAAAAGCUGGCUCAGAUGAAAGCCGGUGAAGAGCUCAGGCUGAGGGAGGAGGAGGAGGAGAAACGCAAAGCAGCAGAAAGACGUCGGGAGGAGAAAAGGCUGGAAAGAGAGAGAGAAGAGGAGAAACAGAGACAACUGAAAAGGCAACGGGAGCUGAUGGCACUGGCCCGCCAACACCACUGCAGAACGUUGUUGCUGCGGCGGGGCCUGGCGCCAUGGAAACGCCUCAUUCAGCUCAGACAAGCCAGUGUGGAGCUGGCUGAGCGUCAUCACACUUUCAUCCUCCUGAAGCAGUGCACAUUAGGCUGGCAGCAAUCAGCAAGAGAGUCUGUGUCUGACAAAGAAGCUUGUGCUGACCAACUGCACCAGCACUUUUUGCUUCGGAGGAGCUUAACCUGCUGGAAAAGGAUGAGAGACAUACAGAUAAUUCAGGAAGAGCGAGCCGAGCGCUUCUAUCGCACACGCACUCUGAGGAGGUUUCUGCUGGCGCUGCUGGACCACGUGACUCAGGAGAGGCUGGUGGAGUGGGAGCAUCAGGAGCUGGCUCUGGAGCAUAAUGAGAGACGAGUGCUGCGGCAAUGUUUCCUGGCCUGGAGGCAACUUCCAUGUUUGCUGCGCAAGGAAAGAGAGAAGGACGAGCGGAGGGAGAAGCUGUGCCGCAAAGUGACUGAGGUUCUCCCGGAUUUCUGCUCCCAUCCACUGUAACGCCUCUGGGAAGACCGACA